Tarenaya hassleriana is the source of this 586-nucleotide messenger RNA. RefSeq names its product glycine-rich protein A3-like. The transcript is spliced from 3 exons. The coding region runs from base 97 to 582 and encodes 161 amino acids. Lineage: Eukaryota; Viridiplantae; Streptophyta; Magnoliopsida; Brassicales; Cleomaceae. The record is from RefSeq and is a predicted model, not a curated record.
GGAUAUCUAUAAAUUCAAGACAUUCUUUAUCCCCUCUUUAACUGACUUUCUUCGUCGCGAUUCUCAGGUAUUGUUGCUGAUCGAGAAAAAGAAAACAUGGGAGGUGGCAAGGACAAGCAUGGUGACCAAGACAAAGGAUUUCAUGGGUACCCACCCGCUGGUUACCCACCGCCUCCUGGAGCGUAUCCACCCGCUGGUUACCCGCCUCAAGGUUACCCUCCUCCGGGAGGCUAUCCUCCCGCAGGAUAUCCUCCCGGGGCAUACCCUCCUCCUCCCGGAGCGUAUCCUCAUGCCGGUUAUCCCGGGCAGCACCCUCCUGGACAUGGAGGGCAUGGAGGGCUCGGGGCCAUGGUAGCAGGCGCAGCUGGAGCAGCUGCAGCUGCCUAUGGAGCUCACCACGUAGCCCAUAGUUCCCACAACCCCUAUGGUCAUGUGUACGGCCAUGGCCAUGGCCAUGGCUACGGCUAUGGUCACGGCAAGUUCAAGCACGGGAAGCAUGGAAAGUUCAAGCACGGGAAGCACGGCAAGUUCAAGCACGGGAAACACGGCAUGUUCGGAGGGAAAUUCAAGAAGUGGAAGUGAUCGG